Molecule: messenger RNA, 285 nt
Organism: Trichobilharzia regenti
Lineage: Eukaryota; Metazoa; Platyhelminthes; Trematoda; Strigeidida; Schistosomatidae
Source: the annotation of a GenBank genome assembly
AUGGCCAAUCUGCUACCCUGUCAUAUUCAGUCAUAUAAUCAUUCACUUCUCAAAUCAAAUUCAAAUGUCACUCAGUCAUCAAGAAUUCACCUGACAAGAGACAAUGGAUUAUAUGCAAAACAAGAAUCAAUUUACCCGAUUGGGUGUAUAUAUUUCCAGCUAGAAUUCCCGUCAGCAAAAUAUUCCCAAUCACCUCUACCCCAAUCAACACAAAAUGAAGUGCAUCUUCCUCCUCAUCUGCCUAACCGUCCUCAUCAGUCAAACGCAAGGCUUGAUUCUCGAUAA